This is a messenger RNA of Tinamus guttatus (white-throated tinamou), 1077 nucleotides long. Lineage: Eukaryota; Metazoa; Chordata; Aves; Tinamiformes; Tinamidae. The record is from RefSeq and is a predicted model, not a curated record.
AUGAAAACCAAGUUAUCCGGAGGAAAUAACGGCAGCAGGAAAGCCCGGCACAAAGAAGCAGACAUCGAGGUGAACGACCCGCUGCUGCGGUUCUUCGAGCACUGUGAGAAGUUCGUGGCACUCGUGGAGGAGAAUGACACGGCCAUGCACCAGGUGGACACCUUCAAGGAGGGGCCCGAGAUGCAGCGUGUUCUGGAGCGUGUCGCGGGCGCCUUGUGUCUGCCGCCAGAUGAGCUGAACGCAGAUCUCGUUCAAGUGGCUUUUCUCACCUGCUCCUACGAGUUGGCAAUAAAAAAUGUGACCUCCCCGUGGUGUUCACUCUUCAGUGAAGAGGAUGCCAAGGUACUUGAAUAUCUGAAUGACCUGAAGCAGUACUGGAAAAGAGGAUACGGCUACGACAUCAAUAGUCGCUCCAGCUGCAGUUUAUUCCAGGAUAUCUUCCAGCAGUUGGACAAAGCGAUGGAAGAGAGCAAAAGCUCCAAGCCCAUUUCUUCCCCCGUGAUCGUACAGAUCGGCCACGCCGAGACCCUCCAGCCCCUGCUCUCCCUCAUGGGCUUCUUCAAAGACGAGGAGCCUCUGAGGGCGAACAACUACGCGCGGCAGGCGCAGCGCCGCUUCCGCAGCGGGCGCAUCGUGCCCUACGCGGCCAACCUGCUCUUCGUGCUGUACCACUGCGAGCGCGCCACGGCCCCGCGGGACGAGUACCAGCUGCAGCUGCUGCUCAAACAGCAACCGCAAAAAUUCCUGCACGGCGGCCGCUCGCCUCCCGACCCACCGGUGCUGGACGUGCGGGAUACAACAGCCAGAGACGCCAAUGCGGUGGGGCGCACUGCGGGGCGGCCGGGAAGCGUCCGGAUCCUGGUGGAUCCUCUCGCUUGGAUCGUGACCGGGGACCGUGAGCGCCCACUGGCUGCACAGGGGCUGGAGGAGCUGCAGGAGGAGCCUCCCGUCUCUAACAGGGACAUUGCUAAGGACACGGGAAUAACCCUGGGGGUUAAUACCCCACUGGAGAUCCCUGCGGGAAGAGACGCCGCCGUGGCCGACAGCGGGGUAGAUCCCGGCAGAUUUGUGCUUUAG